UUUUUCAAAAUGGUGCUCCCUUUAUCACUCCUGAGGGCAGCUCAGAAUCACCCUAUGCUUGUUGAGUUGAAAAAUGGUGAAACAUACAACGGUCAUUUAGUCAGCUGCGACAACUGGAUGAAUAUCAAUCUCAGGGAAGUUAUUUGUACAUCCAGAGAUGGAGAUAGAUUUUGGAGAAUACCUGAGUGUUAUGUGCGAGGAAGUAAUAUCAAAUAUUUGAGAAUACCAGAUGAGGUAAUUGACAUGGUGAAGGAGGAUAUUUCAAAAAACAAAGGAAGAGGACGACCAGGUCGCGGUCGUGGAGGUGGACGAGGUGGAGGAAGAGGACGUGGAAAACCAAGAAAAGAUCAAGAAGCUGGUGGAGAAAGAUAAAAAUAACUUUUCGUUUGCUGUUAGAUGUAGCUCAUUGUUAGUGUACAAAAAACCAUAGCUUUUGUAGAAGCCAUGUAUUCUAAUAUUAAAAACCUUGUGUGUUUUGUUGUGUCUCCUCAUUGAGCAGAAUUACACUAAUCCAGUAUAUAUAUACAGUGAGAAUUUGUUGUAGAAAUUUUUAAAGCUCUGCUUUGCUUUGUUGCCUAUCAGCUUUAUCAGACCUGAGCUCAUCUUGAUGUAAUUGACAGAAAAAUGUAGUCUAUUCUUUAAAUAUAAAUCUAUGAUC
This is a messenger RNA of Dendronephthya gigantea, 658 nucleotides long. RefSeq names its product U6 snRNA-associated Sm-like protein LSm4. The transcript has 6 exons. Bases 10 to 372 code for a protein of 120 amino acids. The record is from RefSeq and is a predicted model, not a curated record. Gene Ontology annotation, biological process: P-body assembly; spliceosomal snRNP assembly; nuclear-transcribed mRNA catabolic process. Gene Ontology annotation, molecular function: U6 snRNA binding. Gene Ontology annotation, cellular component: P-body; U6 snRNP; spliceosomal tri-snRNP complex. NCBI's taxonomy places the organism in Eukaryota, Metazoa, Cnidaria, Anthozoa, Malacalcyonacea, Nephtheidae.